Messenger RNA from Nomia melanderi (Alkali bee), 2140 nucleotides. RefSeq lists its product as uncharacterized. Gene Ontology annotation, cellular component: sno(s)RNA-containing ribonucleoprotein complex. Gene Ontology annotation, biological process: box H/ACA snoRNP assembly; pseudouridine synthesis; ribosome biogenesis. The record is from RefSeq and is a predicted model, not a curated record. Gene Ontology annotation, molecular function: RNA binding. Lineage: Eukaryota; Metazoa; Arthropoda; Insecta; Hymenoptera; Halictidae.
CGUCUACGCAUGCGUAUUGAUAGAAUUCAAUCGACACCCGGUGAUACACGUGCUAGCAUUGGGAAAUGUUUAUCUAUUCUACACGAAAUUACGUAUAAGAAAAAUAUUUUAUUUUACAAUUACUAAUGGUAUUCGUUUAUUUCAAAAUGAAAAUUACAUAUAAUAAGUGUUAUUAUUGAACAAUCUCAUUUAUCGAAGAAAUCCGUAAAAAUUACAAUGGAAACAGAUGAGGUUAUAACAGAAAAAAUUGCAAAAGACUCAUGCAAUAAAUCCAAUGAACAAGUGUUAAAUAAUGAAGAAAACAAUAGCGCCUCGCUUAUUAUUGAAAAUGUAUUAACGUCACAAAGCGGGGAAAUAAAAAAUAAUGCUUUUAAAACAGAUCAAAUUACAAACAAUUGUGAAAUGUCUUUAAUUGAAAAAAAUGUGACCGCACAACAUUGCGGUUACAAUGAUAAAGAUGAUACAAAUAAUCAACAAAAAGAAUCGUUUAAUAAACUAAGUGUAAAUAAUAAUGAACGAACUAACAACAGUGACAACAACAAAGAAGUUACAAAUAAUCUCGCAAUUGAAAAUUUGAAACAAAAAAAUGUUGACAUUUCUGUUAUACAUGAGAAAAGUAAUGGAAAUGAUAAACUAUCUUCCCUUACGAGUAUAGCUAUUGAAUAUGAGAAUUCUGAUUCAGAAACAGAAAGUACUUUAGAUCUUAACAAACAAAAGAAUGAUAUAACUACUGUCGCAAAAGAAAUGCAGACGCAACCUUAUAGAAUUAUUAAUAAUGAAUCAUCUAGCGAAGAAAGCGAUGAUGAUUCUAGUAGCAAUACAGAUUGUUUAGUGAUUAUUGAAUCAAAUGACUCAGAUAGCGAUGAUAGCACAAAUAAACGAAAUAAAGGACGCAACGCAAAGGAGCAAAAAAAUAAUGAAAUGAAAAGUGAAUUAGAUGAUUUACCACCUAUUGAAGAUUUAAAAAUUAGUGUGCCUGAAGUACUAUGUGAUCCGUUUGGAGAAGUUGCAUGGAUGGUAGAACAAUUAGUAGUUGUUCAACCCAAGCCCGGUAAACCCACAUUAAAUUUAGAUACAAUUUUAUUUGUUGAUAAAGGGAAAAGGGCGUUAGGUAAAAUAUUUGAUGUUUUUGGACAAGUGAAAGAACCACAUUACUGUGUAAGGUUCAAUAGUUCGAAACAUAUUCAAGAAUGUGAUAUUAAAAUAGGAAUGACUGUUUACUACUGUCCAAAUACAGAGUAUACAUCUUUAGUAUUUCUACAUGAGUUAAUGAAAAUUAAAGGCAUAGAUGCAAAUGCAGAUGAACCUCCAGAAUUUUCUGAUGACGAGGAAGAACGAGCUUAUUAUGAAAAAUUAAAACAAGCGAAACAAGCUUCUAUGAUGAAUGAAGAUGUACCAUUUAAACGAAAACGUGCUUCAAGUCCAAACUCUAGUUGGCAAUCAAAUCAUCCUUGGAACAGAAAUAAGCAAAAAAAUAGAAAAGGAUAUUAUCCACGAGGAGAUCCGAGACAGUUUUCUUCUGCGCAAGGUGGGAAUCAAUUACCGAAUUUGUGGGUACUUGGUCAAAGUAAUUGGCCAAACGCACCAGGAACUUUACGUCCAGAUAGUGGUGAAUCAUAUGGAUAUGGGAUGUAUCCAUCUCUAUUGCAGUCAAUGCAAUAUGUAAACUCUACUAUGAAUAAUGUAAAUCAGAACUUUUAUAGUUCACAUAACUAUUAUAACGAAGAUGGAACAACAGUACCCUUAAAUCCCAGAAUUCCUUACAACACAUCUCCAAGAGUUCAUCAAGAACAUUUACUUUUCCAAAAUCAAUCAAAUUCAUCUCCAAAUUUAAGAUUUCGAAAUCCCAAUAUGACUUGGCAACCGCAAAUGUCACAAAAUUCGGAAACUGUAAAUGCACCAUGGAUAUCUUUACCACCACCGCCGCCACCUCCACCCCCUCCAUCUUCACCGCCUUCAUCACCAGGAACAAAUUAAAAAUUUUCAAUGUUACUAAUUCUAUCACAAAAAUACAUGUAAGAAAAUAAUUUGGUAUCUUUAUUUAGGAUACACUUUUACAAUGUAUAUUUUAAUGUACAAAUACUAUAUUAUAAAUACAAUACAAAGAACUACAUGUAUAUCAAAAUAUUAAUUAAAAAUG